Ilex paraguariensis (yerba mate) is the source of this 423-nucleotide messenger RNA. NCBI's taxonomy places the organism in Eukaryota, Viridiplantae, Streptophyta, Magnoliopsida, Aquifoliales, Aquifoliaceae. The record is from the annotation of a GenBank genome assembly.
AUGGCACUGGCAGUGACGAAGUGGACCGGAAAUUUGGAGAAGUUCUGUGGUGAAGUUAAAGUAUCUGGUGACAUCUCCAUUACUGAAGGAAACAAUUAUCGGGAAUUUGUACAUAUCCAGGGGUUGAGGGGAAAAAUCCUAAAUCAAGUGAGAAACCUUGCUGCGGAGGCAGGUGGUAAAGGUUCUGCUAAGAAAGAUCUUAACAGCCAGCGGAACUCAUUUAGAGAUAUUCUGGAAUCUCUUGAGACGAAGCUUCUUUCGAGGAGUGAGCAUCAUAUAUCUGCUCUUGAGAAGAGGAUGUACAAGUCACCAAACUCAGUUCUUAAUAAGGCAAGGACCCAGUUGUUGAACAAGCAGCGAAUGUUGUCCCAGGAUAAGAACACUGGCCACUAUGCAGUUGGCUUUGGUGAUGAGGAAAUUUAG